Prunus armeniaca (apricot) is the source of this 183-nucleotide messenger RNA. Lineage: Eukaryota; Viridiplantae; Streptophyta; Magnoliopsida; Rosales; Rosaceae. The record is from the annotation of a GenBank genome assembly.
AUGUGCAGAACACGCCCGGAGCCUCUUGAGGGGGCCCCUGGCACUCGCCAACUUUCUAAGGGAAACCAUCCUAAGGGAUGUGCAGGACACGCUCGGAGCCUCUUAAUGGGGGCCCUGGCACUUGGCAACUUCCUAAGGGAAACCAUCCUAAGGGAUGUGCAGAACACGCCUGGAGCCUCUUAA